AUGCCGCGCCGCACCUCAGGCGUAGAUGUCGCCACAUAUGUCUGCGGUGCGGGCCACGGUUGCGCGCUUCCUUCCACCCGCUGCCACCCUCGCAUCACGAAUGGCGGUAUACGUAUCGACCUCGCUGGCGCACCGAGGGGCUGUUUGAUUCGAGGGAGGCGUGUUCCUGUUUGCUAUUCGGGUGGGACUAUGUUCCCCGCCGCUCUUCUCUGCCAGAAGGGGUAUGCGUCUGGCGGAGGUGCGGGCGCGCCCGAGUCGAUUUCGCCCAACAGGCGGAGGUCGCCAAUGCGCACAAGCCCGCCAGUUGGAUAUGUGAUCGGGAUCCUCAUGGAUACAAUCAGAAGUCUGAAGCUAUUCGCGUCUUUCUUGUUGCUCGGAUGGGCUCGUCAGUCCGCCGCCGUUGAAGGAGAGACUCGUCGCGACGAAGCGAUCCCGAGACGCGGAGAAAGCGCCGCCAUCGCACGUCGAGACAGAUUCGUAGAGGCUAUCGAGACUACAGAGAGGAAUUUGCCCUCUUCAAUCUCCUACUUAGGCGGUUCGUCUGCUGAUGAUCGGGGAGGGGCUGGGUCGGAGGUGGAGGAGAGGCACGACUGUGCAAGGGUGAAUGUGGUCGCAAUCCUGAAGCAACGCCGCUGCCCCUGUCGACGGGAGCUUGCUGCGGAUGAAGUUGGUGGAGAGAGGGCGUCCGUUGAUGCGUUGAUGGAGCUACCCCACAGAGUUUCAGACAGGGGCGCUCAAGCUCGCUCGGCACGGACCACGGGCGCAGAAAGAGCUGCCCAUGCGAGCCACACUCAUUGCGAGUCCCUCCAGCAUGUCGAGGGAGAUGUUCUCGAUGCCCUCGAGCUCCGGAAGCGGCAGAAUCAGAAAAGAAGCAGAGGGCGAGAAUGA
This is a messenger RNA of Trematosphaeria pertusa, 888 nucleotides long. RefSeq lists its product as uncharacterized. Lineage: Eukaryota; Fungi; Ascomycota; Dothideomycetes; Pleosporales; Trematosphaeriaceae. The coding region runs from base 1 to 888 and encodes 295 amino acids. The record is from RefSeq and is a predicted model, not a curated record. The transcript has 3 exons.